Petromyzon marinus (sea lamprey) is the source of this 4953-nucleotide messenger RNA. Its product is annotated as rho GTPase-activating protein 5-like. Gene Ontology annotation, cellular component: cytosol. Gene Ontology annotation, molecular function: GTPase activity; GTP binding; GTPase activator activity. The record is from RefSeq and is a predicted model, not a curated record. Gene Ontology annotation, biological process: Rho protein signal transduction; regulation of cell size; regulation of axonogenesis. Lineage: Eukaryota; Metazoa; Chordata; Hyperoartia; Petromyzontiformes; Petromyzontidae.
GUGAGGGGAGUAAUGCGCGAGCAGGGUGAGAGUGGGAUCAUUUGCGAGUUUGGUACGCGGAGAGAGAGAGAGAGUGGAGUGAUUGUCGUGGAGCUGCGAGCGAGGCGGCGGCGUAAGCCUGGGCCUACUGUUUUUACAGAGUUCCAGCUUGAGGAAACUGUUGUGGCCUUGUGCACCGUGUAAUUUUCGAAGACAAGACAAACAUUGGCUUUUAGAAACAAUAAUGUGAUUUCAUAAGAAAUAAAACCAAAGUGCCCAUUGACCUCCCCAACAAUGAACUGAGUGAUCAACGUUUCACAAUACAGAAAUGUCCAAAAGCAAGGAGAGCCGGACCUUUAACAUAAGUGUUGUUGGACUUUCUGGAACGGAAAAGGACAAGGGGGCUUCUGGAAUUGGCAAAUCAUGCCUUUGUAACAGAUUCAUUAGGCCCAAAGCGGACGACUACCACACUGACCACAUCACAAUCCUGAGCCAGAUCGACUUCAGCGGAAGGGUUGUGAACAAUGACCACUUUCUCUACUGGGGCAAGACCACGAAGACGACGGAGGAGGGCCAGGACUGCGUCUUCAACGUCGUGGAGCAGACGGAGUUUAUCGACGAUGCCACCUACCAGGCGCACCGGAUCUCCGUUCCUCAGCACUACAUCAAGCGAGCCGCAGCGACCAGGCUCGCGUCCGCGGAGAAACUCAUGUACAUCUGCACCGAUCAGUUGGGAAUCGAGCAUGACUUUGAACAGCAGCCGAUGCCAGACGGCAAACUGAUCAUCGACGGGUUUCUGUUGUGUGUGGAUGUGAGCCAGGUUGCUCAGCGGAGCAUGGCGGACCAGCUCAAGUUCACCGACAAGUUGUUUGUACAGCUGAACAAAUCGAAGAAGCCCAUUCUGUUGAUUGCUACCAAAUGCGACCGAGCCGACGAGCAAUUCCUGAAGGACGUGCAGGCCUUCGCCUCAAGCAAAAAGGUGAAUCUCCCCCUGCUAGAAACGUCUGCGCAGGAGAACAUCAACGUCUCGUUCGCGUUUAUGCUUUUGGCACAGAUGAUCGACAAACUGAAGGGGAAACAAAAGUCAAUUCCCUACUGCGAAGCGGCUAAGCAAGCCAAAGAGUUCACUCAGGCGACCACGCAGAAAUACGAGGCUCUGCUGAAGCAUCAGGUGAGAGAUUACCACGCACUUUGGAAUUUCACUCGUAGGAAGAUGGAAGAUUUCCCUGAGUACAAGCAAAUGGUUGAUACUUUGGGGCUGAAAAAAGCAGAGGUGUCCUUCAAGGAACAUCUCAGAAGAUUGAAGAUUGAACAUAUUGAGCAAAAAAGGGAAGAAUUCCUUCAGACACUGCCAAAGGCUUUCGAGUCACUUGUCCCUGACUUAAACGAAAUCGAAUCGCUGUCGUUGGCUGAGUUUCUGCCACUGGUGCAAAGCAAACGUGAGUUUGGGGUGUGGUUCGUUGAGCUCUCCGACUCGCCGUGGAGCGAGAGCAGACAUAUUGAUUUGCCCAAUGACAAACGUGUCCCCCUGGAUUUUCUGAAGGAGUGUGGGUCUAAUUCCUUUCACUCACACGUACAAAUGCUGCAGACCCUGAGGAAGAAGGCAGAAAUGAAAGAGAAGUUUAAGCAACUCCUUGAAAGUUCCAGCUGCAUCUUUCCUGGAAAACCUUGGGAAGAUGUUUAUUCAUUGACUACCAUCUACAGCAAGGAAUGCUACCAAACGAUCUCUGAGAAGGAGAGAAUCGACAUCUACCAAGACAUCCAGAAGCAUAAGAUUGAAAAGGCAAAGAAUGACUACCAGGAAAUGCUCCUGGAACACUCGGAGACAUUUGCGGAUGUGGACAGGAAUGAGGCGUUCAACCACGACAAGAUUGGAGAGAUCAUGCAGGACCUGGAGGACGACCUCAGGUACAAGGCGUUGCGCUUCGUGCCAGCGGAGCGCGACGCCCUCAUCCUCAAGCACAUCUUCUUCGUGCAUCACCCGACCAAGGAGUCCUGCUUCAGUCGACUGGGCUGCGUGGAUCUGCAGGUGGAGCAGCUUCUGUCCAACAUCGUCUCGAAGGUCGGCCAGAGGAGAACAGAGAAUCUCUCGGAUUCGCGCGGCGAGGACAAGCUCGGCGUGUUCGUGUUCGGGAAGGAUGGGCUCGGGCACGAGCUGUCUAGAGAAAUAUCGAGACAGUCGACGGGCAACAAGCUCAACAUCAACGACAAGAACUACGCACUGGACCUGAAAGUGGUUGACGGAGAUGUCGCUGCCUUCACAACUGCGAUGCAGAAUCCCUGCUUUAAUGGUAGACCCGGUGGCUACCUGUGUGCUUUCAAUUCCUUGGAUUCUUUAAAAUGUUUAACGGAGUGUUUAGAAAGAAUGACAAACGUCUCAACUGGCAACCGAAAAGAUGGUCUCUCCGGAAAUAUUCCCAUCGUACUGUUGUUGGCCAAUCACAAAGAUGUGGCCAAUAGAACAUACCCACUGCUCAGGCAGCAAGCACAGCAAACGGCCAACAAAUACCAGGUCGCCUUCGUUGACAGCUCAGGUGACUCGGUGCUAAAGGCCUUCCAAGAGGCUCAGGUCAAGCAGGCGCUGGUCCAUAUCGCCACUUCGUGUCAUCAGGAGGUGGCGCCGCCGAAAGUGAUCGGGCGCAGCGACCUCACCGAAGCAGAUCUCUACGUUACGAUGUGCGUCAUGUGCGGGGACCCCUUCACCGUGGACCUGGUGCUGACGCCUUUCUUCGAGUCUUGCUUCUGUACCUUCGGGCAGCCUGGCCAGGUGGAUUCCGUGAGCUUAGAGAUGUUCCUUGGGGCCCACCGUAAGAAGAUUAAGAUCACAGUCAUGUCCUAUCACAUGGCGACACUGAGGAGGGACGACCUGACCCAUGGCCACAUCCUCGUGUACUCGGCGAAGAGAAAGGCGUCCAUGGCAACGAUGCGCGCCUUCCUCUCUGACGUGCCCGAUGUCAUUCCUGUGCAGCUCGUGGCAAUAACCGAGAGCCAAAAUGAGUUUUUCGAGAAUGCCGUGGCAAAGGAAUUGGUCAGCGAGGGGGAGCAUAUUGCCAGUGAAAUCGGAGGGAGGUUCUGCACCGUUCCUGCCCAGUCGCAUUUCUAUCGUCAAACCGAGGUCUUCACACCUUUCUUCGCGGAGGCCCUGGAGAAACGACCUCUCGUCGAGGAAGAAUUUUGCUUUGAUCCCACAAUGAAUGUCAGCAGUGAGGCUCUGAACCAGAGCGGCACGUUCUCAUCAUCGUCCUUGUCUGAUUCCGACGAUGACGAUUGCCAGCCGCCCUACAGCCCUGCCAGCGAUGAGACGCAGCUGCUUCCGAACAUGUCCAGGAGCAGACCGAUGGAUUUGGAAGGGAACAGCCUCCCAGUUAGUUCUGCUUCACUGCCGCACGACAGCGAGCGCAAUCGUAAGGUGCUUCCGCCGAAGCCUGCGAAACCCGCAGAGCGUUUGGGGGUGAGCAAACUCGAUCCUAAGCUGAUAGAAAAAAUAAAUGAAACUAUGAGUAAAGGUCCCACAAAAGCGCAGCUGUCUCGAGCUCCUCUAGCUCAUGCCGAGGACACCGAAAUCGCAGACGUCCCCACAGCAGCAGCCGCCGACACCAAGACCUGGUCGAUGACGAAGCUGUUCACACGCUCGAGGGCGACUCUGAACGGCUCUGACACUGAGGAAAGUGCGACGGAGCAGGAAAGGAGGAAGGGCCAAGCGGUUGUGCGGAGGCGGUCGUCCUACAGGUACAGGUCGGAGACCCUGCUGCGGAGGCAGGUGUACCCGUCGGAGGUGCUGGGGAACGGCGAGCAGGGUAGCGGUGGUGGGGUAGUAGCGCUGCGUGAUGGAGGGCGCAGGGCGGCACGGGGCGGGCACCAUGCAGACUCGGCGCCGCUGCUCUCUCCGGGCGCCGAAGGGAGCAGCUGCGGCAUCGACAACCCCGCGGCUGACCUCGACGACGCUCCGCGGGUCCGGGCAGCCGAGGGCGGAAAGAAGAAGGCUGCCAAACCGAAGGACUCGAAGCUCAAGCCCAAAAAGAGGAAGGGCAAGAACAAGAAUGCUUACUUUGGGAUGCCACUCAAGGACCUCGUGGAUCUACCAGACCAGCCCAUCCCCGUGUUCUUGAAGAAAUGUGUGGAGUACAUUGAGCGUAAUGGCCUGCAUAAUGAAGGGCUGUAUCGAGUUUCUGGGAAUAAGGUCGACCAGAAAAACCUACUACAACUGUUCGAGAAAGAUCACAACUUUGACAUAUCCAGCCUCAAUGUGACAGUGCACACGGUCACUGGGGCACUCAAGUCAUUCUUCACGGAACUGCCGGAUCCGCUUCUGCCUUACAACAUGCAGAAGAGCUUGGCUGAUGCAGUCGGCAUCACCGUUGAAAAGGAAAUGCUCGCAUCUCUUCAGGACUUUGUGAAAAAGCUGCCGCUUGUCAAUUACGAAGUCUUCAAAUUCAUUAUUACGCAUUUCUACAGGGUGUGCCAGCACAGCGCCACCAACAAGAUGUCCGAGGAGAAUCUGUCCAUCUGCUUCUGGCCCACGCUGAUCAAGCCCAACUUCAGCGACAAUACCACCAUCAUGGGGAAGAUGGUGAGCCGUACUCCCAUCCGGCCUUUCAUCAUCCACUGCCCUCGCAUCUUCCACGGCCGUGAUGACCUCCCGCCGGGACCGGACGACUCCGUGGCUCCCGCCGAGGCCCUGCCGGCCGAAGGGAGGCUGGUGGACAUCGAGGGGUAGAGAACCCAAAGUGUUGAAUUGCAUCGGACAUAAUCACCAGGUUCAACCCGUUUGCAAAUGUGCGUGUGUGUGUGUGUUUUGCGGGUGAGUGGUGGUGUAGUGGUUAGUUAGCGAGCUGCACAACAAACCUGGCGGUCAGAGUUCGAUUUCCGCUCACGCCCAACAUCGGUGACGAUUAUCUGAGCCGGGCCUGGGCCUCCCCUAGGACGACUCAUCCUCAAAUUAGUACCCGGUGCAGUGUGUAAAAACAUCACCAC